This is a messenger RNA of Fopius arisanus, 756 nucleotides long. RefSeq names its product cuticle protein 8 (gene Cpr97Ea). Gene Ontology annotation, molecular function: structural constituent of chitin-based larval cuticle. The record is from RefSeq and is a predicted model, not a curated record. NCBI's taxonomy places the organism in Eukaryota, Metazoa, Arthropoda, Insecta, Hymenoptera, Braconidae. Gene Ontology annotation, cellular component: chitin-based extracellular matrix.
GGUCCAGGUAAGGUAUAUGAGGGCCUCAGUUCGUGCCUCGCCUGGUACUCUAGCCUCGCUGUCCACUAAUACAAUCGUUGCAAAUUCAAAAAUUAUCAAGAUGGGCGCCCUUCGGAUGAUGAUACUGGCGAUGACGAUAACCUUGACCAUCGCCCAGCAGGGCUACGAGGACUUCCCCCAAGAGUACGACGCGAAUCCCCGUCAGGGUCAGCCAACGCCACGCAGCUACGCCAGUGGUUCGCCGGCAGAGCAGCGCCCCCAGGCACCGGCGUCCCCGAAACCGACGCCCGUUGCAAUUUUAAAACAGAUAAACCGUCACAACGAGGACGGCUCUUACACAUACGGUUUCGAGGGAGCCGAUGGUUCCUUCAAGAUUGAGACGAAACUUGCCAACGGUGAGGUUAAGGGAAAAUAUGGAUUCGUCGAUGACGGAGGCAAGGUGAGAAUCGUGCAGUACGGUGCGGAUCAGUACGGUUUCCAACCGGAGGGUGAGGGCAUCACAGUAGCUCCACCGACCCUCGUCGACGAGACAACCAACAGAGAGGGCCUCCAGGGUCAGAACCUGGACUACCAAGACUACCCACGACCGGCUCCGCAGCAGGCCCCCGCCAGGCCCCAGUACCGCCCUGCAGCCCAACCUGUCCCUGCGCCGCCUGCACCACCACAAUACCGCGCACCAGCCCAACCUGCCCCUACCCAGUACCACACAGAAGCCCUCUACGGGUCAGGCCCAAAAGGCCCAGUCUUCUCUCCCGC